Tetranychus urticae (two-spotted spider mite) is the source of this 1322-nucleotide messenger RNA. It is a transcript of the gene Bug22, whose product is annotated as cilia- and flagella-associated protein 20. NCBI's taxonomy places the organism in Eukaryota, Metazoa, Arthropoda, Arachnida, Trombidiformes, Tetranychidae. The record is from RefSeq and is a predicted model, not a curated record.
UUUGAAUGAAGUUUAAGAUGAUAAAAUCACUUGAUAUUUGAAUAAAAUAAUCAAAACAUUUAACAAAACAAUAAACCAAUAAUUUGAGUGAUUAAGAAGCUUGGAUUUAACCAGGACUUGUUUUGAAAUUUGAAUAUCGAUAUCCUAACUUAAAUCUAUUAUCGAUAUCACUGAUAUGACAGAAUCUAGCGUUAAACUUUACUUCAAACUUGACAUUUAAUUUCUAUUAUGAUUCCCCAUUAUGAAUCAUCGUUACCGGUCAAAUUUAAUUGAAAAAAAUGUAAAAUAUAUGAACAAUAUAUUGAAUCUUUAGUCGAUACUUUACAAGAUACUGUUCACAUUUACCGGAUUAAACUGUUUCCAUAGCGAUAACUGAUAAUACAUCAAAACAAACAUUGAGUUCCAAGAUAAUCAACUUUCAUCAUAACUCAUUUCAACAUUGCUUCAAAUAAUGUUUAAAAAUACGUUUCAAAGUGGCUUUCUCUCAAUUUUAUAUUCCAUUGGAUCUAAUCCUCUUCAAAUUUGGGACAAAAAAGUAAAAAAUGGAACCAUCAAGCGUAUUAUGGACAAUGAUAUCCAAUCGAGUGUCAUUGAAGUUACUGGAAGCAACAUAUCAACCGCAUUCAUCACCUGUCCAAAUAUUCCUAGACAGUCGCUUGGUAUCAAGCUUCCUUACCUUGUUAUAAUUGUGAAAAAUAUGAAGAAGUUUUUCUCAUUUGAAGUGGAAAUUAUGGAUGACAAACAAGUUAAACGUCGAUUUCGUGCAUCCAACUUUCAAACCGUAACCCGAGUUCGUGACUUUAUAUGUACAAUGCCGUUGCGUUUAGAUGAGGGUUGGAAUCAAAUAGGCUUUAACCUGACUGAUUUUACUAAAAGAGCCUAUGGAACAAACUAUGUUGAAACCGUUCGAGUUACAAUUAAUGCUAAUUGUAGACUCAGAAGGAUUUAUUUCUCUGACAGACUGUAUUCGGAAGAUGAACUUCCCCCCGAGUUUAAGCUCUACCUUCCGAUAUCAGCUAAAAAUUGAGAAAGGGCAUAUUUACAUGAAGAAAUCAUUUUAAUGUUUCAUGUAUACAAAGUUGAUGAAUGAAAUUAACAUUUGCCACCACCUGAAUCCUCAUCAUUGGCUCUCGCUGCCUGUUACCGGUUUGUUUAAAUUCCACUCUUUGAUUUAUUCUAUGUAUUGUAUUCAUUUUGUAUAUUUUCUGUUCACAUUGAUUUCUUUGUAACCAUUUCAUUAUUAGAGUUUUCAUUUUUCCUUUUCUCCUGUUAGAAAUUGAAAAAACAAAUAGAAAAUAAAAUCUCAAUAUUAAUCUAAUCUA